AUGGAUUUCGGAGGUGCUCAGAGCGGCGGUGCCGGUGCCCGCCCUUGCUACUCAUGCGGGCAACCCGGUCACCAGGCUCGCGAAUGCCCUAACCGUGGCGCUGCCAAGUGCUAUAACUGCGGUGGUGAGGGACACAUAAGCCGUGCUUGCCCUGAGGAGCCCAAGGACCAGAAGAUCUGCUACCGAUGCAGUCAGCCCGGCCACAUCUCCCGCGACUGCCCCUCCGGCGGUGCUGGUGGCGGCGGUGGCGGCCAGUCCUCUGGUGCUGAGUGCUACAAGGCAAGUCUUGAUUCUUUACCAGCCUGCGGCGAGGUCGGUCACAUCGCCCGCAACUGCUCGAAGGGUGGAUACGGCGGUGGCGGCGGCGGUUACAGCGGUGGCGGUGGCUACGGCGGCGGCUACGGCGGAGGUGCCGGUGGGAAGACCUGCUACUCUUGCGGUGGUGUCGGCCACAUGUCGCGCGACUGUGUUAACGGCAGCAAGUGCUACAACUGUGGCGAGACCGGCCACUUCUCGCGCGACUGCUCCAAGCGCUCGACCACUGGCGAGAAGAUGUGCUACAAGUGCCAGCAGCCCGGUCACGUCCAGGCCGAGUGCCCCAACAACUAA
Molecule: messenger RNA, 609 nt
Organism: Pyricularia pennisetigena
Lineage: Eukaryota; Fungi; Ascomycota; Sordariomycetes; Magnaporthales; Pyriculariaceae
Exons: 6
Coding region: 1-609 (202 amino acids)
Biological process (GO): positive regulation of cytoplasmic translation
Cellular component (GO): cytoplasm
Molecular function (GO): zinc ion binding; single-stranded RNA binding; mRNA binding
Source: RefSeq, a predicted model, not a curated record